CGAUGACUCGGCAUGGGAAAAAUUGUACAGCAUCAUCAGUUUAUUCGUACCAUGAACGACAAAGAGACGCUAAAGUUAGUGGUUAUGGUACGCUACAUGCUCGCCUAGGAGCUGACUCCAUCAAGGAGUUUGACUGUUGUUCGUUAACACUGCAGCCAUGCAAAAAUCCUGUCAUAACCCCGGAUGGGUAUCUUUUUGAUCGUGAAGCUGUCUUGGAGUAUAUACUAGCACAGAAGAAGGAAAUCGCCAAGCGAACAAAGGAAUGGGAAAAACAGAAUGCGAUCAAUGCAGAAGAGAUGAGAAAGGUCGUUAAAUUUGAUUUAUCUUACGUGGACUGUAUCGCAUGUCAAAAGGAGAAUUCAACCUUUGCUCAAAGAUCUGACCAAGAGAAGAUUGUUAGGAAGUUCGACGAAGUCGAAGGCACUCCAGCACAUCCAGGCUAUAAAAUCAGUUCAGAUGAAGCUCGUGAGGGAAAUUCUAACUCGAACCCACUGAAACGGCCAGGCAGCGCUAUUACCAUUCAACCAGCUCAAAAAGUUAGAGCACUUGGGAACGAAGGGGAGAUUUCUAAUAUGAAGGGAGAAAAGAGCAAGCAAUUGCCAAGUUUCUGGAUUCCCGAACUUAAUCCUACAGCUAGCGCUACGAAACUCGAGAAACCCUCUCAAAAAGUGUUAUGUCCACUGUCCGGAAAGCCGCUGAAGCUAAAAGACUUGAUGGAAGUAAAAUUUACAGAAGUGCCAAAGGAUGAUGAUGAAAAGAGCAUUAUCUCUGCUAAGGUGCGGUAUAUGUGCCCUGUAACUCAUGAUGCUUUGACGAAUACAACGCGAUGUGCUUAUUUGAAGAAAUCGUCAGUGCGGUAUAUGUGCCCUGUAACUCAUGAUGCUUUGACGAAUACAACGCGAUGUGCUUAUUUGAAAAAAUCAAAGUGUGUUGUUACAUGGGACGUAGUAGAGAAAUUAAUAAAGAAAGACUGGACCGAUCCAGUUACUGGAGAUCCAAUGACUGAAAGUGAUAUUAUUGAACUGCAAAGAGGAGGUAGCUUUCUACUUUUUUUGUUGAAGAAAUGAAU
Molecule: messenger RNA, 1069 nt
Organism: Strongylus vulgaris
Lineage: Eukaryota; Metazoa; Nematoda; Chromadorea; Rhabditida; Strongylidae
Source: the annotation of a GenBank genome assembly